Messenger RNA from Exophiala aquamarina CBS 119918, 1479 nucleotides. RefSeq lists its product as uncharacterized. The transcript has a single exon. The record is from RefSeq and is a predicted model, not a curated record. Bases 1 to 1479 code for a protein of 492 amino acids. NCBI's taxonomy places the organism in Eukaryota, Fungi, Ascomycota, Eurotiomycetes, Chaetothyriales, Herpotrichiellaceae.
AUGGGUGUUUUGGGAGGUCUUUCGGCGAAUGAAGAGAGCCUCGCGCUUGGUUUUUUCCUGAGCAGCUUCGUGACUUCCGGGCAAGAAUUCAAUUCGACACGAGGCUUGCUUGAGAAUAUCAUGCCGACUCUUUCCACCGCGCACGUCGAGUCGCCAGUCUUUCUCGCGUUCUCGGCCGUGGCGACGAGGAUGUACAGUAGGUGGCAACGUGGAAGCAUCGAGCCGAGCAGCCUGGCCAAAGUGCGUCUGAUACAGGCUCUGGAACGACUGCAAGCGGCGCUUCAGGACCCCGUUGAAAGCAAGACGCACGCAACCCUUGUGGCGACUCUACUGCUGCAGUUCCAAGACAAUGUCGCCUCGGUGGGACGCCUGCACAAGGUUCCGCGCACUCAUCAGAACGGCGCGCUUGCACUCGCCAGGCACCAGGGCCAAGCAGGGUUUGACACCGCCAACGCGAAAUACUUAGCAUUCCGCCUCAUCAACAUGGAAGUGUCGUCAGCCAUACGGGAAGGUCGACCAGUGCCUGCAGACCUGUACAGUUGGUGUGGCUCGAACGACAUGCCUCGAACGCAAAGCUCGGAUCUCGAUACGAUUGGAAUCAACGUGGCCGAGAUGCAGCGCAUUUUCGCUCAGACGUGGCGCCACCACUCUCGAUGUACGAUCAGCUCUUGCCCGCACUUGGGAAUCCUUGCCGGAGUCUGCACGCAAGCCAUGGCAGCCGAACAAGACCUCAACUCAUGGGCAUCGGGUGUCCCACCAUCAUGGUCACCUUUCAAACUCGAUCUCGGACGUCUUCGACCCCAAAAGGCAAGCCCACCGAUCCAAACAUACUCGGGAGCUUGUGAUAUAUACCCAACGAUCCAAAUCUCAUCUCUCUGGAAUUCGUGGCGGAUUUACCGCCUGAUAAUCCAGACCAUCCUGCUGGCGUGUGUGGAGGCUCUCGAACUGGCGAGGGCACCCGAGUCACUGCCGUUUACCGCCCAAAGCAUCGAGAGCAGCAGGAUCCGGGUCGACAUUCGGAAUACCGUCGAUUCCAUCUGCGCAAGCGUCCCCUUCCACGUCGGCAACCGGGUAAGCAGGUGCUCCCUGGACGACUUCACAGACACAUCGCUCCAUCUCCCGGCAUACCAUUUCCUUCUGGACCAACGAAAGCGCACUGGCUGUGACGGCCUGCCCGAUCACAUGAAAACCACACGCAUCAUGCCACGCGACGAACACACACGCCAUGCCAUUGCGCAGGGCCCAUGGCACAUCAUCAACACGCUGAGCAGGAUCCUCAGCCUGUGUCUCGGCCCAGCCGGUGCGUCGCUGGCGUUUGCCAUGAGGGAGCGACAGCUGGGGUGGGUCCAAGCCCAGAUUCUCCGCUGCCUCACCAUCCUCGGUCUCGAUCGGGACAGCUUCGAUCCUGAAGACCUCCUGACCGCCGACCAUUGUCGCCUGCUGUCGAACAACCUCAGCGCAACUCUGGGCUCUCGGUGA